Molecule: messenger RNA, 2262 nt
Organism: Doryrhamphus excisus (bluestripe pipefish)
Lineage: Eukaryota; Metazoa; Chordata; Actinopteri; Syngnathiformes; Syngnathidae
Biological process (GO): regulation of transcription by RNA polymerase II
Cellular component (GO): nucleus
Molecular function (GO): RNA polymerase II cis-regulatory region sequence-specific DNA binding; DNA-binding transcription activator activity, RNA polymerase II-specific
Source: RefSeq, a predicted model, not a curated record
UCUUGGAAAUACAUUCCAUUUCUGGGUAGCCUUCCGAGAACACAAUUGGCAAUUAUUUGAAGUAUUUAAUGUGAACGACACACGAGUGAACAGAAGAAGAAAUAUUUGUAGUGGACACCGUCAGGUAUUGUGUGAGGACGGUUGUUGUGAUAAUGUGCCCCGGAUAAAGAAAGGGAAGUUUGGGACGGCGUGUGUAUUUCCAAAAGGUGCUUCUUCCAUCAGCUGUCCCGACUAUCUUCCCUCGACCCAAACUGGCAUCGUUGAGUGUAAACACAAGGCCCAAUGCGGACGGGAAGACGUAAAGAAAAAGGCGAACACGACGGUGGAACAGCGUACCAAGGUGGCAACGUCAAUGAAGAAAAUCUUCCCUCCGAGCAGCAGGAGUGGAACUCUGGGAUGGAGAAGGAGGAACCACAGCCCCCCCACAUUAAAGAAGAAGAGGAGGAGCCACAGCCCCCCCACAUUAAAGAAGAAGAGGAGGAGCCACAGCCCCCACACAUAAAAGAGAAAGAGGAGGAGCCACAGCACUUCCAUGCUAAACAGGAAGAGGAGGAGCCACAGCCCCUCAACUUUAGAGAGCAGGAUCCACUGCUGCCCGAUAUUAGACAGGAAGACGAGGACCACAGCAUCAGUCCGGAGGCGCUUGAAGGAAUGGAGGAGUUUCCAGUUGUUGUUGUUGUUCCUGUGAGGAGUGAAGAUGAGGAGGACAAAGAUCAGAAACGUUUUCCUUGCUCGGUGUGCGGCAAAAGAUUCUCUCAUCAAGGUAGAUUAAAUAAACACACCAGAUUACACGCUGGAGAGAAACCUUUUCCCUGCACGGUUUGCGGGAGAGGAUUCACUAGCAAGGCACAUUUGAGAGCGCACACAAAAAUACACACUGGGGAGAAACCCUUUCCUUGCUCGCUGUGUGGUAAAAGAUUCUCCCAAAAAGAGAGUUUAAAAAUACACACUAGAGCACACACCGGAGAGAAACCUUUUUCUUGCACUGUGUGCGGUAAAGGAUUCUAUGACACGUGUGGUUUAAAAAUACACACAAGAGUACACACAGGAGAGAAACCUUUUUUCUGCUCAGUUUGUGCAAGAGGAUUCAGUAAUAAGUCAAAUUUGAGAGCGCACACAAAAAUACACACUAAAGAGAAACUUUUUCCUUGCUCGCUGUGUGAUAAAACAUUCUCCCGAAAAGGUAGUUUAAAAAGACACACGAGAGUACACACUGGAGAGAAACUUUAUCCUUGCACUGUGUGUGGUAAAGGAUUCUCUCACGAAGGUAGUUUAAUAAAACACACUAGAGAACACGCUGGUGAGAAACCAUUUUCCUGCUCAGUGUGUGCUAGAGGAUUCACUAAAAAGUCAAAUUUGAGCGCACAUACAAAAAUACACACUGGAGAGAAACCCUUUUCUUGCUCACUGUGUGGUAAAAGAUUCUCCCAAAAUGAGAGUUUAAAAAUACACAUGAGAGCGCACACUGGAGAGAAACCUUUUUCCUGCACCGUGUGUGGUAAAGGGUUCCGUGGCAAAUGUGGUUUAAAAGUACACACAAGAGUACACACUGGAGAGAAACCUUUUUCCUGCUCAGUUUGUGCGAGAGAAUUCAGGAACAAGUCAAAUUUGAGAGGACACACAAAAAUACACACUGGAGAGAAACUUUUUUCCUGUUUGCUGUGUGAUAAGACAUUCUCUCGAAAACUGAGUUUAAAAAGACACACAACAAGAGUACACACUGGAGAGAAACCUUUUUCUUGCACAGAGUGUGGUAAAGGAUUCUUUGACAAAUGUGGUUUAAAAAGACACACUGCAAAGAAACCUUUUCCUUGUGCGAUGUUAGGUUAAAUAUUCGAACACAAUGGCAGUUUAGAAACACACAAGAGUGUUCACACUGUAGAGAAACCUUUUUCUUGCACUUUGUGUGGUACAUGAUUUUCUGAGAUAUCUGUUUUAAAAAUGCACACAAGAGUACACACUGACAGAAACAUUUUCCUUGUUCACUGUGUGGUACAAGGUUGUACACACCACAGAGAAACCUCUUUCCUGCACACAUUUUGGGAUAUUCCUGGGUGAAUUUGACUCCCAAAUGUUGGAAAUGAUUUGAUUUAAUUUGAAUAUAUACCAGUUUGUGUUAAUCCAUCCAGUUAUAUUCCUCUGACAGUGGUCAAUCAUUCAUUAUAUGAUGUUGUGUUAAUGUUAUAAUGCUAAGUAAUAUUUGUUUUGUAUGCCUCUGUAGUAGUUGUUGUACGCCUCUUCAGUUGCAUUAAAUAAAAUGAA